AUGUUGAAGCAAAAAUCAGAUGCAUUUAAGGUCUUUAAGCAAUUCAAGACUUUGGUAGAAAUAGAAAAAUGAGUGAAGAUUAAGAAUUUCAAAUUAGACAGAGGAGGAGAAUUCAUGUCUGAAGAAUUUUGUUAAUUAUUGUGUUUCACAAGGCAUUAAAAAAUAAUUGACCGCACCUUACUCACCUCAAUAGAAUGAGGUGGUGGAGAGGAAGAAUUGCAUUGUGAUGUCCAUGGUCUGAUUCAUGUUGAAGACUAAGGAGCUCCCUCGAAAGAUGUGGAGAGAAGCAAUAAGCAUUGCUAUUUACAUCCUUAAUCGGUCAUUUACAAAAACUUUGCAGGGUCAAACUCUCUAUGAGAUGUAGACUGGAAGAAAGCCCCACAUCAAUCACUUGCAUGUUUUUGGUUCAAUUGUCCAUGUGAAAUGUACUAGAGGACCUUUGAGCAAGUUGGAAGAUCGAAGUCAACCCAUGGUCUUCAUUGGCUAUGAGAUUGGAUCCAAGGCUUACAGAUGCUAUGACCUUAUCAAAGGCAAGGUCAAUAUCAGCCAAGAUGUCAUUUUCGACGAAAAUGACAAGUGAGAUUGGACAAAGUAAGGUGAAAUCUCCCCUUCUUAUACCUUUUUAUCUAAUUUUCUACCUAAUCAAGGUACGGAAGAAGACUCUAAUGUUGACAUUGAAGAUGUGGAGGUCUUUGCUUCUCGAGAAAUGAAUUCAGCCCCUCAAAGUGACUUUGAAGAAAGUCAACCUCACAAGUCCAUAGCUGAAUUGUACUUAGAUACGAUCUCUACUUCACUUGAUGAUCAAGCUUCCAUGCUCACAUAUGAAGAACCAUACUCUUACAUUGAAGUUUCUCAUGAAGAAGUGUGGAGAAAGGCCAUGAAAGAGGAGAUGCUGGGAAUUGAUUGAAGUUAGACAUGAGAGCUUGUGUCACCUCCAGCCAAUUGCAAGCUAAUUGGGCUAAAGUGGAUAUUCAAGGUGAAAAAGAAUCCACAAGGAGAGAUCAUCAGACACAAGGCUCAACUUGUUGUGAAGGGAUACUCAUAGAGGCAAGGGUUUAAUUCUGAGGAAGUAUUUACCCCAGUGGUUCGUUUCGAAUCCAUAAGAGCUCUAAUUGCUUUAGCACCUCUAAAAGGAUGGAUAAUUCAUCAUCUUGAUGUCAAGUCUGCUUUCUUGAAUGGGGAGAUUGAAGAGGUGAUUUAUGUGAAGCAAUCGAAUGGUUUCACUAUGAAGGGCAGAGAAGGCUCUGUCCUAUGAUUGAAGAAGGCCUUGUAUGGCUUAAAGCAAGCUCCAAGGGCCUAGUACUUCAAGCUUCAUGAGUGUCUGGUCUCUCUCAAAUUUAACAAGAGCAAAAUUUAACGAGCUCUUUAUCUUAAGAGAUCAGGUAAUGAAGUCUUAAUUGUUGGAGUUUAUAUUGAUGACUUAAUCAUAAUACGGUCUAGUCCCCAAUGUAUUGAAGAUUUCUAGUCAAGGAUGAAGUAGAAAUUCGAAAUGACUGAUCUUGGAUCAUUGAACUCUUAUCUGGGACUUGAAAUCAAAUAAGACGAAGACUUUAUUUUCUUCUCUUAGAAAACAUAUGCUUUAAAGAUUUUAGAGCAUGCAAAGAUGGGAAACUGCAAUGUUGUUUUUACACCACUUGAAGCUCGAGAAAAAUUCACCCACAAUGAAGCAACCACAUGGGUGAAUUCCACAAAAUUCAGAAGCCUCAUUAGGAGUUUGAGGUACUUGACACACACAAGACCCGAUUUACUUUACUUAGUAGGAGUAUUAAGUAGAUUCAUGGAGAAUCCUACUUCGAAAUAUCUUAGUGGGGUCAAGUAAAUUAUGAGAUAUGUGAAAGGUACAAUUGA
Molecule: messenger RNA, 1848 nt
Organism: Spirodela intermedia
Lineage: Eukaryota; Viridiplantae; Streptophyta; Magnoliopsida; Alismatales; Araceae
Source: the annotation of a GenBank genome assembly